AAAUCAGUAGCUCGCGGCCCCGUUCGCGGGUGAAACGUAGUAAGGGGAUGAAGACACUGAAAAUAAACCACGUUAUUUCUUUUGACCACACUGCAGAGUGCAUUUGCACUUUGCGUUGAUAAAUGUGGAUUAUGUGAAUUGAUUUAUUCUUCAUGCGUUGCCCAACAUACUUUUUCGUAAUCGCAAUGUUUUUCGCUACCUUUGGUGCUGUUGUAUUGGUGAUAAUGUCUAUACAAUCGCUUUGUGCAGCACAAACUCCUUGCUCGGACGGGCAACACUGUCCGCCACAUUGGCUUUGUUGCGAGGAAGGAUGUUGCGCGCCUGCCACCAUAAUACCUAGGCACACACCGGAGUCCUAUACAAGCAGUUGGUAUUGGCAAUGGCAAGUCCUCUUCAUCCUUGGAACGCUUGUGGGCAUCGUGGCUUGCUGUCUAUGGUGUAUAGUCUUCAAACGCACUCGCAUCUAUAUGUGCUCUAUGGCAUUCUGCGUGCAUCGCAACAACUCAGAGCGUGAUUCCGCCGGCUCGGUGUACCCCCCGCCGGGGUACAGCCGCUGCGGCUCUUUCCACCAGGCCCCACCGCCGUAUUCGGAAGUGACAUCAAAGCCAGACCUGUACCCUCUGGUUAUUACGUGCAACGAGGGCGAGGGGAAGUCCGGAGGAAAUUAUCUGAUGGUGCACUAUUUUAGAAACUAUGUUAUUCGGGCGCCAGGUUCUUUAUCUGCCACUAGCACAGCUGAAUCACUUAAUUCGAGUUAUAUGUGCAACGCAGUUAACGAGGCAAACACCAUGGUGCCGCCUCCCUACUCUUGCGCUAGCAGCUACAACGAGUGUAGUAUGGGCUGCGGGCGCACAGUGUUGAGGUCUCUUACUUCGCUCGCUGAACCACGGCGUCGAGAACCUACCAAUAAUGCUACUUUUAGGGAUAAUCUUAUCAAUUCUCCAGUGCAGCCAAUGGAUCCAUCUUAUGAUCUUGAACUAGAGCUCAUAGACUGCGAAAUGUAUUGUGAUGGCGGUUGCAAACCACGCUUAGGUGCUUCUCCGCCGCUGCGGCACACUCAUUCCAAUUCUGAAGAUACUGUUUUCGACCAUGAGGCUUACGGCUUGCGUCAUCUUUUCCCGUCACCUGAAGCGGGCGCCUGCGAAUCUCCUCCACAGCCUACAAGUCCAACACAGACUUCGAGGGAUUCGACUUUACGUAGACUAAGUGAAGACAGGCGCAUACGACGCCUCGAUAUAGCAAAGAAAUCAGCAAGGACGAGGAAAUCGAGCUUAUACAUGCCCCUGUCAGUUGGUUACACUGGAAGGAAUUCAAGAAUCUCACCCGGUACCAGGAUUUCUUCGCGAUCAGCCCCUGCAACACCUUGUGGCGCUCUCGUACCCAAUCUCCUGAAUUUCACCCAGAGAGUAUCGGCUUCACGACUCAGCUCACGUUCGUCUAGACUGGAAGAAGAAAAUGAUCCCCUCUUAGCAUCGGAUGUUGAAAAUCCUGGCACUGAACAUAAAUUUUAAUAGUCUGAGAUAAAUUUGUCCAACGGGCUUCAAUUAGUGUAACUUUGUGAUCUGUAUAAUGUCAUUUGUAAUACUAUAGUUGUAUGAAAUUUUGGCCUACUUCACGUAAGUUUAGUAAAAGAGAUCAAUUCGAUGUUGUGAUUGUAUAGGAUAUGCUCACAAUGCGUGUAUUCGCAAUCUAGAUAGUUCAAUGUUAAAAAAAUAUAUUGUAUGAGCUAUGAUACUUUUAUGUUUAAGAUGACGAGCUUGUUGGACCAUUGUUCACUUGCAUUUAAAUAUUGUAUAAUAAAGGAAAUACUUCAAUA
Zerene cesonia (dogface butterfly) is the source of this 1816-nucleotide messenger RNA. RefSeq lists its product as uncharacterized. The record is from RefSeq and is a predicted model, not a curated record. Bases 153 to 1511 code for a protein of 452 amino acids. The transcript has 7 exons. Lineage: Eukaryota; Metazoa; Arthropoda; Insecta; Lepidoptera; Pieridae. Gene Ontology annotation, cellular component: cytoplasmic vesicle membrane.